GAAGGACCUGUGGGAUUAAAGGCUGAGUGAUGGACAUGUUUCCCUUUGCUCUCUUCAGUCGCAGGUUCUGUCUCCACUGACCACCCAGAACCAGAGAGUCCAUCCAUUCCUCCACGGAGGAAAUCUGCAGCUUGGGCACCAACAAAAAUGAGCUGUUUUGAUUUAUUUACGCCUCAACAAUAAGACUUGGUUCUGUUAGUGUCUGAAGAGAGCACCCCCCCUCCCUCCCUCCCCCGAGGCAUGGCUCGUUUGCUGGUUUGGAUCAACUCCGUGGUCCUGUUGCUCUUUGGCAGCGACGUGUUUUUGGUUGGAGCAAACCGGCCUCCAGCUCCUGUCAACGUGUCCGUCAUGCAUCUGCGAGCCGACUCAGCAACUGUGUCCUGGGAGGUUCCAGAGGGGGACAUCAUAAUCGGCUUCUCCAUCUCACAACAGAGGCAGGAUGGACACAUGCAGCGAUUCAUUCGGGAGGUCAACACCACCAGUCGCUCUUGUGUCCUUUGGGACCUGGAGGAAGAGACGGACUACAUCAUCCAGGUCCAGUCCAUUGGCCUCUAUGGGGAGAGCCAGGCCAGCAAGAAAGUCCACUUUCGUACCCUGAAGAAAACAGACCGGUUCUCUUCCAACAGCUCCAACCAAGACGACCCCACCGUGCAGGGUCUGGAUAAGUCCAGGCAUCUGCAAACAGGAGAGAUGAUCAUAAUCGUGGUGGUCUUGGUCAUGUGGGCAGCUGUUAUUGCCCUGUUCUGUCGGCAGUAUGACAUCAUAAAAGACAACGACUCCAGCAACAAUAAGGAGAAGGUCAAACCGCUGUCAGAGAGGAGCACGCCGGAGCACCACAGUGGAGGACUUCUACGGAGUAAGUUUCAUCCCUCUGUACCAUCCAUAAACAUCAUUGAAGUUUGAGAAGAAGAAGACCCAACUGAAAAUCCUCCAUCUCCAAAUGUUUUUUUUUUAUUCUUGUUGCUGAUGAAUAAAACACAGAGACAUAGAGAGAAAACGUGAGUUUGGUGUGCGGCAUCAUUAACACAAAUGUCUUGACAGAAUGUACUCACGUGCAUGAGUAUUUUAAAAGGAAAAACACACCAUCGCAAGCAUUCAAACUCCAAACUACAGACUGUUGAAAAUUCACACAAUCAUUGCAAACUGAUACACUAUAGGGUUAAAAGGACAUGGCCCAUAUUACACUGAUGUCUUUGGUAGGUGCUUUAUAUAUAACUGCAACACAAGCCCAACAAUAGAACUCGUCAUCUCUGGGAAGCCUGUGUUUGUGACUUUAAAUGCGCAAUGUGUUUUGAUAUUGGCAUGUGCAGUUAGAUAAUUUGUUUACCUGUUAUAGACAAGUGCAAUUAGUGUUAAUUUACUGCUUGACCAUGAUGAUACAUUGUGGUUUCUGUAAGUAGAUUGCUAUUUAGGACAGCAAGAACUCAAGCUCAGAACUGAUCUUCUAAAGCAACAGUCUCCCCAGCUCCCUUUUUUAUUCUUCUUGUCCAAAACGCUCACGACUUCUGGUUAAUACUGUAAUCUGUUUUUUCAUCCAUCACAU
Messenger RNA from Nematolebias whitei (Rio pearlfish), 1543 nucleotides. It is a transcript of the gene fndc4a, whose product is annotated as fibronectin type III domain containing 4a. The transcript has 6 exons. The record is from RefSeq and is a predicted model, not a curated record. Lineage: Eukaryota; Metazoa; Chordata; Actinopteri; Cyprinodontiformes; Rivulidae. Gene Ontology annotation, molecular function: protein binding. Bases 241 to 903 code for a protein of 220 amino acids.